CGGCCCGUAGCGUAGUACUACGCAUCAGCUCUCUCUCUUUCCUCGAGGCCUCAGUCAGUAGUUAGCCACUAGCCACUGAACCAGAAGGCGGCCAUGAGGCAAGGAGGAGGCGGAGGCGACGGGGUGAGCCCCGGCAAUGUCCCGGUGUGCUACUACGGCGCGGGCGGGCGCGUGUCGGCCUCCCUGGAGCGGCGGGUGCGCGCCGCCGAGGUGCUCCUGCGGUGCGCGGCGUGCGCCCUCGCCGUGCUCGCCGCCGCCCUCCUCGGCGCCGACCGCCAGUCCCGCACCUUCUUCUCCAUCCAGAAGGUCGCCCGGUACACCGACAUGCAGUCCCUCGUGAUCUUGGUGAUAGCAAGUGGGAUGGUUGCCUGUUACAGCCUGCUGCAGGGCGCGCGGUGCCUUGUGAGCAUUGUCAGGGGCGGAAUCCUCCUCAGCAGGCCCUUGGCGUGGGCUAUCUUCUCGUGUGAUCAGGUGAUGGCGUACGUGAUAAUCGGAGCGGUGGCGGUGGCCAUGGAGGCGGCGCUGCUGGGCAAGACCGGGGAGGUGGAGUUCCAGUGGAUGAAGACGUGCGAGCUGUACCAGCGGUUCUGCACGCAGGCGGGGGGCGGCGUUGCGUGCGCCGUCGCCGCCAGCGCCAGCAUGGUCGGGAUCGCCCUCGUCUCCGCCUUCAACCUCUUCCGCCUCUACGGCCACGGCAAGGGCAGCAGCAAGUGAACCCUCGCUCCGUCUGCGUGCAUGCAUGCAUGCAUGGCCGGCCUCUGUUUAGGUUUUAACGACACUACCGAAUCCAAAUGCAGCCCGGGGAGAGAAGGAGAACCGUACGUGCGUAGCGUAUGUAGCUGCCGUUGAUCGUUUUUAGUUUGUUGGUGUUGACACUCAUGGUGUCAGGCUGUCAGCGUUAGCCAUAAGAAGCUCUGUGGGAGAAAAGCUAGACCGGUUUCUCUGUAUAUGAUGUCAAGUGAUCCACAAGGUGUUUGUAGACAGUAAUACUAUGUGCGUAAUAAAAGAGGAGCAAGAAAGCGAUGUA
Molecule: messenger RNA, 1027 nt
Organism: Hordeum vulgare subsp. vulgare (domesticated barley)
Lineage: Eukaryota; Viridiplantae; Streptophyta; Magnoliopsida; Poales; Poaceae
Product: CASP-like protein 2U2
Exons: 3
Coding region: 94-714 (206 amino acids)
Source: RefSeq, a predicted model, not a curated record